This is a messenger RNA of Exophiala oligosperma, 939 nucleotides long. RefSeq lists its product as uncharacterized. The transcript is spliced from 3 exons. Gene Ontology annotation, molecular function: RNA binding. Gene Ontology annotation, biological process: mRNA splicing, via spliceosome. Lineage: Eukaryota; Fungi; Ascomycota; Eurotiomycetes; Chaetothyriales; Herpotrichiellaceae. The coding region runs from base 1 to 939 and encodes 312 amino acids. The record is from RefSeq and is a predicted model, not a curated record. Gene Ontology annotation, cellular component: ASAP complex; cytoplasm; nucleoplasm.
AUGGCCUCGCCGUCGCCUCCUCGAGGCCGUUCACCUGCGCGCUCUGCCACUCCUACAUCUGCACGGCGAGUCCCAUCAAGCCACCACAGUCGUUCGCCUACUGCUCGCCGGUCCCCCUCGCCGAGAUCAGGCUCGCGAUCCUAUUCGAGAUCACCGCCACUCAGAGAUGGACGCAAUGGUCAUGGGCGAGCCAGAAGCAACGGUGUCAGUACAUCUCGGAGUAGAAGUCCAAGUCGAGGUGACAGAAGGUCAUAUCGCGAUCGCAGCUACACGCGCAGCCCGAGCAGAGAGAGCCGUCGAGCCCAGAGCUCUAAAAUCGUGGUGGAAAAAUUGACAAAGAACGUCACCGAAGCACACCUGCGCGAGAUCUUUGGGUCGUAUGGCCGCAUCGAGUCAAUAGACCUCCCCCUGAACAAGCAAUUCAUGACAAAUCGCGGUACAGCUUAUAUUCUCUACGAUCAUCCAACUGGAUCAGAAGCUGCAAUAGCACACAUGCACGAAGCACAGUUGGAUGGCAUGGUCAUCUCGGUCAGCAUUGUUCUACCCCGUCGUGCCUUUUCUCGAUCUCCUCCACCAGCCCGGUCCUCAAGACCAGCUCCACCACCUCCGAGCUACAGACCUCCUCCACGGGGACCACCUGGUGCACGAUAUCGCAGCCCACCACCAAGAAGAGGAGGCUUUGGAGGAGGUCACCUUCGCCACCGAGACGACGGAGGCGGUCUCCGUCCUAUUCAAGAUCACCAUCGAGAAGCCCUCCAAGACGUCGCCAACCAUCGGGUCGGAGUCCACCACGCAGAAGGAGAAGAAGUCCAAGCUACAGUUCCAGGAGCAGCUAUAGUCGAAGCCCAAGCAGAUCGAGGAGUCGGCCAAGAUAUCGAGGACGGAGGUAAAGCCGAGAUGCAUCUGGAGGCUGGCGGACGAUACCCCAAGAGAGCCUAG